AUGGCAGAAAAGGCUCCCCCGGGCUUAAACAGGAAGACUUCAAGGUCGACACUUUCUCUUCCUCCAGAGCCUGUGGACAUUAUCCGGAGCAAAACAUGCUCCAGGAGAGUUAAAAUCAACGUGGGGGGCCUCAACCACGAAGUCCUGUGGAGAACGCUGGACAGGCUGCCCAGGACGCGCCUGGGGAAGCUUCGAGACUGCAACACACACGAGAGCCUCCUGGAAGUGUGCGAUGACUAUAAUCUGAACGAGAACGAGUAUUUCUUUGAUCGGCAUCCAGGAGCCUUCACUUCCAUUUUAAAUUUCUACCGGACAGGGAAACUCCAUAUGAUGGAAGAAAUGUGUGCACUUUCUUUUGGCCAAGAACUUGAUUACUGGGGGAUUGACGAGAUCUACUUAGAGUCCUGCUGCCAGGCCAGAUAUCAUCAAAAAAAAGAACAAAUGAACGAAGAACUGAGGCGAGAGGCAGAGACUAUGCGAGAGCGAGAAGGAGAAGAGUUUGAUAAUACCUGCUGCCCUGAUAAAAGGAAGAAACUGUGGGACUUGCUGGAGAAACCUAACUCAUCAGUGGCUGCAAAGAUCCUGGCCAUCGUGUCUAUCCUGUUCAUCGUGCUUUCCACUAUUGCUUUGUCUCUCAACACACUGCCGGAGCUGCAGGAAACGGAUGAAUUUGGACAACUCAAUGACAACCGCCAAUUAGCACAUGUGGAGGCUGUGUGUAUUGCGUGGUUUACCAUGGAGUACCUUUUGCGAUUCUUAUCCUCACCAAAUAAAUGGAAGUUCUUCAAAGGCCCACUGAAUGUCAUUGAUUUGCUGGCCAUCUUGCCGUACUAUGUCACCAUUUUUCUCACGGAGUCCAACAAGAGCGUGCUACAGUUCCAAAACGUGAGGCGCGUGGUCCAGAUCUUCCGAAUCAUGCGCAUCCUCAGGAUCCUGAAACUCGCCAGGCAUUCGACAGGCCUACAGUCUCUGGGUUUCACUCUUAGGCGGAGUUACAAUGAACUGGGCUUGUUGAUAUUGUUUCUGGCCAUGGGGAUAAUGAUAUUUUCCAGCCUGGUAUUUUUUGCUGAGAAGGAUGAAGAUGCUACCAAGUUCACCAGUAUCCCUGCAUCAUUUUGGUGGGCCACCAUCACCAUGACCACUGUCGGCUAUGGUGACAUUUACCCUAAGACAUUACUAGGGAAAAUCGUGGGAGGCCUGUGCUGUAUUGCUGGGGUUCUGGUUAUUGCCCUUCCUAUCCCAAUUAUUGUGAACAAUUUUUCUGAGUUUUACAAGGAGCAGAAACGCCAAGAGAAAGCAAUUAAAAGGAGGGAGGCCCUUGAGCGGGCCAAAAGGAAUGGAAGCAUCGUUUCUAUGAACUUAAAAGAUGCCUUCGCGCGAAGUAUGGAACUGAUAGAUGUGGCUGUGGAGAAGGCCGGAGAGUCCGCCAACACGAAGGACUCCGCCGACGAUAAUCACCUGUCGCCAAGCAGGUGGAAGUGGGCCAGGAAGGCUCUGUCGGAAACAAGCUCCAACAAGUCUUUCGAGAAUAAGUACCAGGAGGUUAGCCAAAAAGACUCCCACGAGCAGCUGAACAACACGUCUUCCUCCAGCCCACAGCAUCUGAGUGCCCAGAAACUGGAGAUGCUGUACAAUGAAAUCACCAAGACACAGCCUCAUUCUCACCCAAACACAGACUGCCAAGAAAAGCCUGAGAGGCCAUCUGCAUAUGAAGAAGAGAUUGAAAUGGAAGAAGUGGUGUGUCCACAGGAGCAGCUGGCCGUGGCACAGACCGAGGUCAUUGUGGACAUGAAGAGCACCUCCAGCAUCGACAGCUUCACCAGCUGUGCCACUGACUUCACAGAGACAGAGAGAUCGCCCCUGCCGCCGCCCUCCGCCUCUCACUUGCAGAUGAAGUUCCCAACAGACCUCCCAGGGACAGAAGAGCACCAAAGAGCUAGGGGCCCCCCGUUUCUAACUCUAUCCAGAGAGAAAGGGCCUGCUGCCAGGGAUGGCAUGCUGGAGUAUGCCCCAGUCGAUAUAACUGUGAACCUCGAUGCCAGUGGCUCCCAAUGUGGGCUACAUAGUCCUUUGCAGUCUGACAAUGCCACCGACAGUCCUAAGAGCUCUCUAAAAGGCAGCAAGCCACUAAAGUCCAGAUCCCUCAAAGUGAACUUUAAGGAAAAUAGAGGCAGUGCGCCACAGACCCCACCCAGCACAGCCAGGCCACUGCCAGUCACAGCAGCUGACUUUUCGUUCACCACCCCGCAGCACAUCAGUACCAUCCUCUUAGAAGAAACCCCCUCCCAGGGAGACAGACCCUUGCUGGGUGCUGAGGUUUCAGCACCUUGUCAGGGACCUUCCAAAGGGCUGUCUCCCAGGUUUCCCAAGCAGAAACUGUUCCCUUUCUCUUCAAGAGAGAGGAGGAGCUUCACUGAAAUAGAUACUGGUGAAGACGAAGACUUCUUAGAGCUCCCAGGGGCAAGGGAGGAGAAGCAGGGGGACUCCAGCCCAAAUUGCUUUGCAGAUAAGCCUAGUGAUGGGAGAGACCCUUUAAGAGAAGAGGGCAGUGUGGACUCUUCCUCCCCGCAGGACACAGGUCACAACUGUAGGCAAGACAUUUACCAUGCUGUGAGUGAAGUCAAAAAGGACAGUCAAGAAGGGUGCAAGAUGGAAAACCACUUGUUUGCCCCAGAAAUUCAUUCCAACCCAGGAGACACAGGUUAUUGUCCCACACGUGAAACCAGCAUGUGACUAGUUACAAAAGCAAUAAAUUAAAAAAAAAACAAAAAACAAAAAAAACUUGUUUCUUAAAAAUGAGGUUAAUAAUGCCUGUGAACUAAAAAAAUGGGAAGCCCUCCCCAAAAAAAGUGCAUAAAAUGUUAUUUUUGCAUGGCAUGAACAGUUUAGCUUAAAUACUGUUUAAAUAAAGAGUCAAGACUGAAUUUUGUAACAAACCAACAAAAAUGACUGAAGAACAGUGAACAAAUAAAAAGAGCUCUAU
Mandrillus leucophaeus (drill) is the source of this 2983-nucleotide messenger RNA. RefSeq names its product potassium channel, voltage gated Shab related subfamily B, member 2 (gene KCNB2). Gene Ontology annotation, biological process: potassium ion transmembrane transport; protein homooligomerization. Gene Ontology annotation, cellular component: membrane; voltage-gated potassium channel complex. The transcript is spliced from 2 exons. Bases 1 to 2733 code for a protein of 910 amino acids. The record is from RefSeq and is a predicted model, not a curated record. NCBI's taxonomy places the organism in Eukaryota, Metazoa, Chordata, Mammalia, Primates, Cercopithecidae. Gene Ontology annotation, molecular function: protein binding; delayed rectifier potassium channel activity.